GACGCCCUUCUACUGGGAACCGGCAUGCGUAAACCACCUGUUGGGUUGCAACGCGGAUGGAGAGAAUCUCGAAUGUCGAUUCUGCGGCGAGGGGGCUUACGCCGACAUCCGCUGUCCGACUGAGGAGCAGCAUUGCACAUGGCCCGGCGCAGAGCCGGUGACACCCUACUACUGGGACACGACGUGCCAAAUGGGGCAUCUAGGAUGCAAUGCUGACGGGAUACACAUUGAGUGCCGCUUCUGUGAAAUGUUCCCUUUCAAAAGUGUGCGCUGUCCGCCAUACGCGCGGCCCGAGAUUCCGACUUACGAGUGCUGGUUCCCGCAUGGGACGGCCCAGACGUAUUACUGGGACAACAACUGCAAAAUUGGAAUUCUGGGCUGCCUUGCGGACGGCAUCCACGAGCAGUGCCGGUAUUGCGGCCCUGGUUCUCACGGUGCAUACGAGGGCAUCCCGUGCCCCGCUCCUCCGACGGUGCUCCCCUAG
Molecule: messenger RNA, 484 nt
Organism: Symbiodinium sp. CCMP2456
Lineage: Eukaryota; Dinophyceae; Suessiales; Symbiodiniaceae
Source: the annotation of a GenBank genome assembly